AACAGUUGAUGCUAACGAGGCUGAGGAACUUCGGGGUGCCGUUAUAGCUGACACUGUCCAGGACAUUUCUCCUCGAGGCACUGUCCAGGACGAAGAGAUGGAUGAGGGCAUAGUUGUAGCUGACACUGCCCAUCAGUCUGAAGCCCACGUUUCUCCUCGAGACACUGUCCAGGACAGCACUCUAGCCGUUGUAGCUGACACUGCCCAUCAGCGCGAAGCCCACGUUUCUCCUCGAGGCAGUCCUGUAGAGAUGGAUGAGCACACUGAAGGCUCUCCCGUGAUCUCCGAAGAGGUAGUGAUGGAUGAGGGAGAGACUGUCCACGCCGAAGAGAUGGAUGACUCUCCUGUGAACUCCGAUAAAGCAGAAAAAGAAGAGGUGGAUGAGGACAGUGAAGACUCUUCCGUGAGCUCCGAUACAGCAGAAAGGGAAGAUGACAAGGAAGGUGGUAACCGUAACCCCGAUACAACAGACAUUGAAGACUCUUCCGUGAGAUCCGAUACAGAAGAAAAGGAAGAUGACAAGGAAAAGGCUCAGGAAGGUGGUAAGAAGAGUGCUGAUAAGAAUAUUGCUGAUACAAUAGCAAGGACACCAGCAAGGAAACGUUGCUGGAAUAGGAGUGCUGAUAAGAAUACUGCUGAUAAGAAUACAACAGUAAUGACACCAAAAGAGAGACAUGACAAGAGGAAGAGGAACUUUUCCGCCAAAGCGGUGUCUCCCGUUACUUUUGGGGUAAAGGAAUUAUUGCCUGCUACAGACUGUGAGGAGAUCUGUAAACUUCUCAAAGAGAAAUACAAUGGUGAUGAAGUGUUAAAUUUGGGUGGGACUAUCAUGACGGGGGCUCAGCUGCUGAAGUGUAUAGAGGAUCCUAAGAGUGCCCCGAAUCUUCUGGGUGUUUUUGUUGAAUGCCUCAAGCAGGAUGAUAACAAGAACGGCAAUAAUAAUAAAAGAAUAAUUAUCCAACCACAACAUCAGUUGGAUGAAGAAUUUGUGCAAGUGAUUAAGAAAGAGAUCGGGAGCAGCAAAAAAGAUGGAGGGUAGAGCAGAGAUUCCUAUUUUGUGCUAUCACUGAAGAAGAUCCUAACACUCAAAAACAAGAAGGCAUAAUUCUUUUCCUCGAUAGUGAGCAAAAAACCCAGAUCAAGAAACUCGAGGAUAGUUGUUAUGCAGCAGAAAAGGUUUAUAAUAUGGAAACAGAUUACAAACUGGGCAAAGGUACUGAAGAUGAUGUUUUUGACGAUGAGGUUGAUAAUAACAUUGGACACCUUGUAGAGGUCGAUGUAAACAGUAAAGAAAAGGGU
Messenger RNA from Triticum aestivum (bread wheat), 1299 nucleotides. RefSeq names its product chromatin-remodeling ATPase INO80-like. The transcript is spliced from 5 exons. Bases 98 to 1039 code for a protein of 313 amino acids. The record is from RefSeq and is a predicted model, not a curated record. NCBI's taxonomy places the organism in Eukaryota, Viridiplantae, Streptophyta, Magnoliopsida, Poales, Poaceae.